UAUGCAUGAUAAACAAAUUUUUUGUCAAUUUUACAUCAUCAUUUAACUUUUCUUGGUCUUUAAUUUUAUUUUAAUUCUGUUUGAAAUUUAUUAGUGAAAUAGAUACAGUAAAUGAACAGUUCAACUGAAUAUUCACUUGUCAUUAAAAAUCAGUAGAAUUCAAUUUCAAAAUGGUGAAUAAAGAAAAAUCCGAUCGUAGGCCCCAGAGGAACGCCUACUGUCAAUGUCUAAUGACAAUACUGAUCUUCAUUCGUCGAUUAUAUGACUCAGCAAUCGAUUUGAUUUUUGGUUUUAUAUACUCUUCCACCGAAGUGAAAAAGCUGCCUCCUCCUAGCAACGAUCUUGUCAAAGAAAGCGCCGUUUCAUUAGCUAAAAAAAUCCGAAACAAAGAGAUAACUUCCGAAGCUGUAGUUGGAGCUUUUAUUCAACGUAUCAAAGAGGUCAACGACAUAGUCAACGCUGUUGUCCAAGAUCGUUUCGAAAGAGCUCUCGAAGAUGCCAAAGCAGUAGACCGAUUAAUAGCUUCCGGUUCCGUUUCACCUGAUGAUUUCAACAAAAAACCUCUACUCGGAGUCCCUUUCACUUCUAAAGAGAGUGUGGCCGCCGAAGGAAUGCUCUGGUCUUGUGGUAUGUUGAGUAGAAAAGGAACUAAAGCUGUCGAAGACGCAGAUAUCGUAAAAAGCUUGAAAAGCGCCGGAGCUAUUUUAAUAGCUGUCACUAAUAUUCCCGAAUUAAAUAUGUGGAUCGAAUGCCGGAAUUAUGUAUAUGGUCAGACUAAUAAUCCGUACAAUACGAACAGAAUUGUCGGUGGUUCUUCUGGCGGAGAAGCGUGUAUCGUAUCUUGUUGCGGAUCUCCUAUUGGAUUAGGUACGGAUAUCGGCGGUUCUGCUCGUUUACCAGCUUAUUUUUGCGGAGUUUAUGGACAUAAAUUGACUGGAGGUUUGGUAAAUACAAAAGGUAUGUCAUUUCGAGAUGGCACUGAAAAAGACACCAUCGUAGCUGCCGGUGGAUUGCUCAAGCAUGCUGCUGAUUUGAAAGUAGUCAACUUGGCUCUAGUUUUACCGGAAAAAAUUCCACUGUUGAGGCUCAACGAAGAGAUAAAUGCUAAGAAAUUCAAUUAUUUCUUCGUCGAGCAGCCUGGGGAUAGACUUAGCAGUCCUAUUGGAUCAGAAUGUAAUAAUGCACUGCUGAGAGUUGUUCGUUUGAUCAAAGAACAUAGCGGUUUUGAUAAUUCUCCUCAAAAAGCGCAUUUUCCCGGAUUCAAGUACUCGUUCAGAUUAUGGAAAUACUGGAUGUCCAAAGAAUUGAAUAAUUUCGCUAAAGAUCUAGCCAAUCAAGAGGAACCAAGAAGCGCAUUCAUCGAACUCCCGAAGAAAUUAGUUGGUAAAAGUGAUCAUACAUUGGCAGCUAUAUUGAAACUUGUCGAUCAACAUUUGCCAUUACCCAACGCUUCUUGGGCCGAAGAAGAAACAGCAACUUUACGCAACGAUCUAAUCAAAAAACUUGGUGACAACGGUAUACUUUUGUUCCCGUCAUAUGCGUCAACAGCUCCUUACCAUUACGUUCCAUUUUUCCGACCUUUCAAUUUUUCUACUUGGGCUAUAUUCAACGUAUUGAAAUUUCCUGUCACUCAAAUCCCUAUUGGUUUAAGUAAAGAUGGAUUACCAUUGGGUAUACAGAUCGUAGCAGCUCCUUAUCAAGAUAAAUUGUGCUUUGCUGCUGCCGAAUAUAUUGAAAGCUUAACCGGUGGUUGGGUUCCACCUUUCUCCUCUUAAUUAAUUCGUUCGUAAUUAGAUUUAUUACUUUAUCAGUAUUGUUUGGACUGGAGUAUACUUUUUCAAUCGUGAUAGGAGUUUUAUCGUUCAAAACACUCUGCUGAGUGGUAAUUUUUUUAGUGUGUUGGUUAUUCUUGUAGAUUUAUUUUUUGUGGUUUAUUUAAUUAGUUCUUUUUGUACUUUUACAAUGGUUUAGGGUGUAAGUUUUUAGUUUUGAGCUGUUCUAACUUAACUGUGAUUAUUAAUAAACCAAAAUUUUACCUUUA
This is a messenger RNA of Planococcus citri (citrus mealybug), 2041 nucleotides long. RefSeq names its product fatty-acid amide hydrolase 2-A-like. The coding region runs from base 171 to 1775 and encodes 534 amino acids. The transcript is spliced from 9 exons. Gene Ontology annotation, cellular component: endomembrane system. The record is from RefSeq and is a predicted model, not a curated record. Lineage: Eukaryota; Metazoa; Arthropoda; Insecta; Hemiptera; Pseudococcidae.